Messenger RNA from Pseudocercospora fijiensis CIRAD86, 1080 nucleotides. RefSeq lists its product as uncharacterized. Gene Ontology annotation, cellular component: plasma membrane. Lineage: Eukaryota; Fungi; Ascomycota; Dothideomycetes; Mycosphaerellales; Mycosphaerellaceae. Gene Ontology annotation, molecular function: antiporter activity; arsenite transmembrane transporter activity; antimonite transmembrane transporter activity. Gene Ontology annotation, biological process: antimonite transmembrane transport; arsenite transport. The transcript is spliced from 2 exons. The coding region runs from base 1 to 1080 and encodes 359 amino acids. The record is from RefSeq and is a predicted model, not a curated record.
AUGUGGAAGAGAAUGUGGUCCCCUCCACCGCCAUUCAAAGCCCUCUCAUUCCUCGACAAAUUCCUCGUCCUCUGGAUCCUGCUCGCAAUGGCUCUAGGCAUAAUCCUGGGCAACCUCGUCCCAUCAACCGGGCCAGCCUUACAGAGAGGCGAAUUCGUCGGCGUCUCAAUCCCCAUAGCAAUCGGUCUGCUAGUCAUGAUGUACCCGAUCCUCUGCAAAGUGCGCUACGAAACUCUUCACCUGCUCCUCAAAGAACGCAUGCUGUGGAAACAGAUCGGGAUUUCUUUCUGCCUGAAUUGGAUUCUCGCGCCGCUGUUCAUGACGGGCCUCGCGUGGGCGUUUUUACCGGAUCGAAGGGAAUUGAGAGAUGGGUUGAUUUUUGUGGGUGUGGCGAGGUGUAUUGCUAUGGUGUUGAUCUGGACGGAUUUGGCGGGUGGGGAUGGGGAUUACUGUGCUGUGCUGGUGGCUUUGAACAGUGUCUUGCAGAUUGUGUUGUUUGCACCUAUGGCGGUGUUUUAUGUUACGGUCGCAAGUCACGAUCCUGCUCCAGGUACCGAUGAUGGCGGGUCAGCCCUGUACUCGGAUGUGGCGACGAGUGUUGCGGCGUAUCUUGGAAUUCCUCUUGGAGCUGCGGUGAUUACCAGGUUGGUUCUUCGGAGACUGCUGGGCGAGAGGAAUUAUCAACUCUAUUUCAUCCGCUUCAUCGCGCCUUGGAGCUUGAUCGGUCUGCUUUAUACCAUUGUGGUGCUCUUUGGAUCGCAGGGACUGCAUGUGGUUCAACAGAUUACGAGCGUGCUGAGAGUUUGUGCUCCGCUGGUGGUCUACUUCUUGGUCAUCUUCCCGCUCACAGCCUGGAUGAUGUGGAAGUCUGGAUUCGGAUACAAAGUCAGCAGUACGCAAAGCUUCACCGCCGCGAGCAACAACUUCGAAUUAGCGAUCGCAGUGGUGGUCUCCGUUUAUGGCGCUGGCAGUCAGGAAGCACUGGCCGCUACAGUUGGACCUCUGAUCGAGGUACCGGUCUUGAUUGCAUUGGUAUAUGUCAUCAAAUGGUGUCGCAAGCGGUGGCAGUGGAAGGAUUAG